GAAAGAGAAAGAAAGAAAGAGAAAGAAAGAAAGAAAGAAAGAUAAAAGAGGGUUGUCCGCAGCAUCCAACAAGGGUGGGGUGAAUUCGGUCGAUUUUCGUACGGUUCGUAAAACGCAAGAUGUAGAGGGCGUAUUCAUAGAUGUUCCAACGUUGAAAAGGGCGACCGUGGUGGUGGUGGUGGUGGCAGUAGCGAUGCUCGCAGUAAGGGUUAGUGAGAAAAGCAAGCAAGAAGAGAAGAAGGUGCACAGUGUGGUGCUCGCGGCUAUCAGUGGGCUGCCAGUGGUCGCCCUGGGCACCACCUGCGCGGAUGGAGCCUACUCGUGUACCCAGGGGCCCUGGUCCGCGUCUCGUUUUUUUAUUUGCCACGCUUGUUCUUACUUUUGCAGCAACCGGAUUGUUAUGCGGAGCAAUAAUGACCGAUCAUUGGGAGGAGGUUGGAUGGAAUAAGGAAGCCCUCAUUCAUGUUAAUGUUAGUCUCACAUGGUACUUGGAUGGUCAAGUGGCAAUGCUGGAGGCUCCGGCUGCUCAUAGAAAUCAUCAUCACGGCAGACGUGGAUCUUUCUUGGUACCAAUGCACGGUGGAAUUUGGACUAUGUGUGUCUCGUUAUCGGAAGACGAAAUACGAUUACUGGGUCAGGUGGGGUUUCCACAAGAAAGGUGCAUUAAUUACUUGACACCCGACGAGGCACACGAAGAAAUUCGCGCAGCAUGGCAGAAUCAUCGACUGCGUUCUAUGGACUUCAAGCGUACAGGAAUGCAGAAUUUAAGUAUUUCUUGUUCUCUCGUUUGUUUGAUUAUUCUUGGCACCGCCGUGCUUAUAGGAUUUUUUGGAUUGUGCAGACAUCAAAUAUCGGCUGUUCUCGUUACUGGAGUGAUGUAUUUAUUGGCAGCAACAUUCGCGCUCUUCACAUUAACCAUCAUCCACUUCAAGAGGGCUCAAGAUCGUGGUGUUCGCAUAAUUAAUGGUCCAGAAGAUGGCGUGAUAGGUGGCCCAGUGUCACGUGCUAUACUAAGAGCACGCCGUUUUACAACUUCUUGGAGCAUGGAUUUUGGAUGGGGUGGAGUGACCCUUUGCGCUCUCGCAUCAGUGGCUUGGAUUUUGCUUAGCAAGAUAAUGCGUUUUAGUCCAAUCGCAGCCAUGAUCGCGUAGCAGUGGGAGGCCUUCGAGGUUUAAGGUCAUUUAAUGUCUGGUGUCUAUUGCGAUAGAAGAUUCUUGGAUUAAGUAUGAGAAGACUUAGAAAGACAAAGGAAAUAAUUUUUUUUUCGAGAUGAAUCGAACCCAGGAAAAAAGAAUAUAAAGAUCGUACGUACGUGCGUAUUUCUUUUUACGCGUUAUUUGAAUUACGCACGCAUAUAUAUGUGAUCAAGAAGAAAUACGCUAGAUACGAUGAUGAUGAUGAUGAUGAUGAUGAUGUAUAGAAUGAAAAUAUAUUUCAUCGUUCUUCCAAGGUAUGGAGGAUAAAUUGUUGAAUCUCCGAGGUGUAACUAUGAUCUUACAAUUUGAUAAGGAUUUAAAUAUGAAUAUUGUAAUCGAUCGAAAUCGUCGUCUGAUUAAGUUUUGCAGCAAGUCGAUGACCGAACAUUUUUAUAAACCUUAUAUAUUUAUUACGGAGUAUCGACUUGCUGCUUUACUUUUUCUAUUUUUUGUUUUGAAAGCUUUUGCAUUUAACUGACGAUGUCGUAAGUGUUGUUAAUGUAACGUUGAGUAAGGGUAUGCAAGUAUUUAUGAUCAUAGUUAUAAUAUUUCGAUCUUUGCAGUAUCAGAACGUCAAGUCGGCAUCCGUUUUGAAAAAUCUCUAUCGAGUUAUGAAUAUUCAAUGAAAUUGACCAUCUCGAAGGCAUUAUCAAUUUCUCUACAAAAAGAGCAUUUAGUCUACGUACGCAUGGGGGGUACAAAUUGUACUUAAGUUUAAUCUUUACCAAACACAUGACAGAAUAGUUACGAUUGUGGCAGUUAGAUAAUAUUCUAAAUACAAUCUUUUGUACCUGUUAAGAAAAAUCCCUAUUGUUCUACUAGGUCGCUUAUUUCGACACGAGUAAAUACUAAUUGGAAGGAUUCGUUUGACGUAGGUAUUUUUAGAGAUCGAACUUAGUUUUCAUUAUCGUUAACAUGCUUAUACACACAGAUUUUCGUUGAAAAAUCUCUCAUUCGUAAGAGAAUAUUAUAUUCAGUAUAGGAUUUCAGACUGAAAGAACAAACAGUAUUUGUCCUUGUAUUUCAGCUUUUUUUGUUAACAGUCAAAUUAUGUCAUAUUGCAAGAAACAGUUACUCAAUGAACACAAAUUUUAGAAUAUUUAAUAGAUAUAUUGAAAAUUCCCUUAUUAUUUGAUAAAGCUUCAAAAGCUUGAAAUAUGGUAACUGUUUCUGGUAAUCUGACUUUAGUCAAUUAAAAUAAAAAAAAGGCGUAUUGAAGAGUAUAAGGAUUAGCUGAUUAAUUUAAUUAAAUUGAUUGUAAAUAUAUCCAAGGAUUCUUCCA
Molecule: messenger RNA, 2478 nt
Organism: Polistes canadensis
Lineage: Eukaryota; Metazoa; Arthropoda; Insecta; Hymenoptera; Vespidae
Exons: 6
Coding region: 309-1151 (280 amino acids)
Source: RefSeq, a predicted model, not a curated record